Molecule: messenger RNA, 801 nt
Organism: Carlito syrichta (Philippine tarsier)
Lineage: Eukaryota; Metazoa; Chordata; Mammalia; Primates; Tarsiidae
Product: protein SET-like
Exons: 3
Coding region: 1-801 (266 amino acids)
Biological process (GO): nucleosome assembly
Cellular component (GO): nucleus; chromatin
Molecular function (GO): chromatin binding; histone binding
Source: RefSeq, a predicted model, not a curated record
AUGUGGGCUCUGGAUAGCACUGGUUGUGAUGCACAGAUGGCAGUACUAGUUUUUUGGGUGUGGGUGUGUGCACAGCAGUGUCAGGUCCAGAGCACAGACAAACUUAAUGAACAAGCCAAUGAGGAGAUUUUCAAAGUAGAACAGAAAUAUAACAAACUCCGCAAACCAUUUUUUCAGAAGAGAUCAGAAUUGAUCGCCAAAAUCCCAGAUUUCUGGGUAACAACAUUUGUCAAUCAUCCACAAGUGUCUGUAUUCUUGGGGGAGGAAGACGAGGAGACACUGCAUUAUUUGACCAGAGUUGAAGUGACAGAAUUUGAAGACAGUAAAUCAGGUUACAGAAUAAGUUUUUAUUUUUAUGUCAAUCCUGAUAUUGAAAAUAAAGUUCACUCCAAAGAAUUUCAUUUGAGUGAGAAUGGUGAUCCAUCUUCAAAGUCCACUGAAAUCAAAUGGAAAUCUGGAAAGGAUUUGACGAGUCAAACACAGAAUAAAACCCCUGGGCUCAGGCAGUCUUCUUCCACUGUGCCCUGCCCAGAGAGUUUCUUUAUCUGGUUCAUCAAUCAUUCUGAGGCAGGUGCAGAUGAGUUAGGAGAGGUCAUCAAAAAUGACAUUUGGCCCAGUCGAUUACAGUACUACUUGGUUCCUGUUAUGGACGAUGAAGAAGGAGAAGGAGAAGACGAUGAUGACGAUAAAGAGGAAGAAGAAUUGGAAAAUGUUGACAAAGACAAGGAUGAGGAUGAAGGUGAAGAUAAAGAUGACGAGGAAGGGGGACAAGGAGAGGAGAAUGAAGGAGAAGACGACUAA